Aspergillus ruber CBS 135680 is the source of this 790-nucleotide messenger RNA. RefSeq lists its product as uncharacterized. Lineage: Eukaryota; Fungi; Ascomycota; Eurotiomycetes; Eurotiales; Aspergillaceae. The transcript is spliced from 2 exons. The record is from RefSeq and is a predicted model, not a curated record. Bases 194 to 616 code for a protein of 140 amino acids.
UCCCUUUGCUCGAUAAUAUAAAGACAUGAAAAUGAUAUUGCACGUAGUCCAUCUCUCACUCGUUCUUUGCGCUAUCUCAGUCCAUUCAUUAAGACUCGUCCAAAUCACUCCUUAUCCACUUGGCUACACGCCUGUCCACUCUUUGAGUAAACUUCAACAUUCACUUCUAAACGAGACCAAACAACAAUCCAAAAUGGCCCGUCUCAGCAUCUCCAUGUUGGCUCUGUGCCUCUUCCUUGCCGUCUUUGCCACUGCCCUCCCUGCUGCCCAGAACAACCGUCCCGACCCCGACGCCUGGACCUUCCACGUACGCCCACCCCCUCUCAUCCCCUAUGUCUACCCACUCCCAACUAAUGAUCCUCAGAUGGCCGAAGAAAUGGCCGAUUCCGCGUCGCCCACGCCUGCCCAUGGCUCUACCACUCCCUCGCACGCUCACGUGCACGCUCCUGCUUCCUCGGCCACGCCUAGCAACGCUUCGCCGUUGGCGUCCACUACUCCCUCUUCCUCUGCUUCCCCUGCCCCCCCAGAGGAGACUAUUAGCGGUGGUAAGAGCAAGAGUGCUUUUGACUCUAUCCCGCUUUUUGGUCCUCUGCUUGGAUCGCUCUUGGGUUCUUAAAUGGGUGAGCUGAGAACCUUGUGAUGUGAGUGGAGGGGAUAAUCCUCGGGGGAUAAGUGUGUGUUGUGGUGAAGGUUUAUGUACGUAUGGAUGGAUAGUUGAAUCCAGGGAUGCAUUGCAAUAUAACUCAACGAUCAAAUCAAGGCCUAUACCUUUGUAAAAUGGAUUCUCGCC